Molecule: messenger RNA, 2402 nt
Organism: Talpa occidentalis (Iberian mole)
Lineage: Eukaryota; Metazoa; Chordata; Mammalia; Eulipotyphla; Talpidae
Gene: DDO
Product: D-aspartate oxidase
Exons: 5
Coding region: 357-1517 (386 amino acids)
Molecular function (GO): D-amino-acid oxidase activity; FAD binding
Source: RefSeq, a predicted model, not a curated record
UCAACAACUUUCUUCUGCUUUCACUCCCCUGCCCCCACCCCCACCAGCUGACCCAGCAGAGCCAGGCUCCAGUGGGAAAAAGCCAAAUGAGCCAGCACUGUUGGAAUUUGGACAGGUUCACCCAUUAUUUAUGCCUUCAAAUCAGCUGGAGAAAUCCUGGGUUAUGGGAAGAUGGAGGGUUUGUAAACUAGAAAAGAAAGGGCUGCAAAGGGCAGGCCAGCUCCCAGGGGCUUGGCAGAGUCACAACCCCAUAGCGCUUACAAGUAGAGGUCAAUGGCUCCCUUCUCCCUGGGAGUGAGUGACAGAGACGCAGGCCUAUGGGCCAAUAGAGAAUAAGGUUAGAGGCAACUUCUUUAAUGAACUCCCCAAUGGGAAGCAGUUUUUCUUUCCUGUCCCUCAGGGCACUAGACCAACCAAUCACUGGGAAACAAGUGUUGGAGCCAGAGACUUCUGUGGGUUCACCAAAGCGGCUUUGCAGAGACUACAGAUCCAUGGAGACAGUCCGGAUUGCAGUUGUGGGGGCAGGUGUGAUGGGGCUGUCCACUGCUGUAUGCAUUUCCAGAAUGGUCCCAGGAUGCUCCGUUACGGUCAUUUCAGACAAGUUUACUCCCGAGACUACGAGUGAUGUGGCGGCUGGAAUGCUUAUUCCUCAUGCUUAUCCAGACACACCCAUUCCCAAGCAGAAGCAGUGGUUUAGAGAGACCUUUGAUUACCUGUUUGGUAUCGCCACUUCCGCAGAAGCCAGAGAUGCUGGUGUUUGUCUGGUGUCUGGUUGGCAGAUAUUUAGAACUGCUCCUACCGAGGAAGUGCCAUUCUGGGCUGAUGUGGUUCUGGGAUUUCGAAAAAUGACAGAGGCAGAGCUGAAGAGAUUCCCCCAACAUGUAUUUGGCCAGUCUUUCACCACCCUGAAGUGUGAAGGUGCUGUCUACCUCCCGUGGUUGGAGAAAAGGUUAACAGGAGAUGGGGCACUGAUGCUAACACGACGAAUAGAAGACCUGUGGGAGCUUCACCCAUCCUUUGACAUCGUGGUCAACUGUUCAGGACUUGGAAGCAGAAAGCUUGCAGGAGACUUGACGAUUUUCCCUGUAAGGGGCCAAGUGCUCAAAGUCCACGCUCCCUGGGUGAAGCAUUUUAUCCGAGAUGGGAGUGGGCUGAUGUAUAUUUACCCCGGUGCAUCCAGCGUAACCCUGGGAGGAACUAGGCAAAAAGGAGACUGGAAUCUGUCACCAGAUGCAGAAGUUAGCAGAGAUAUUCUUUCCCGGUGCUGUGCUCUCGAGCCCUCCCUCCAUGGAGCCUGCAACAUAAGGGAGAAGGUGGGAUUGAGACCCUGUAGGCCAGGCGUGCGGCUGCAGAAAGAGCUGCUCGUCCGGGAUGGCCAGAGGCUGCUUGUGGUCCAUCAUUAUGGUCAUGGCAGCGGGGGUAUCUCUGUGCACUGGGGUUCAGCUCUGGAGGCUGCCAGGUUGGUAAAGGAGUGUGUCCAUACCCUCAGGACCACUGUUCCCAAGUCACAGCUAUAAGUGACAUAAAAUGAUGGCAAACAGCACUGGAGACUGUUGACUGAAACAAGCUAGGCACCAGAAAAGAUUCAAAUAACUUUUCAUGCUUGAAAGUUUCAUUAAAAAUGUCCUUGUCUUCAAUUUUAGAAGAGAUGCAUUAUGCCUUAGUAGAUUUACUGCUAUGCUAAUCUAAUCUAGUACUAACCCAGCAGUAGAUUUAAGUCUAGCAGUAAUGUGAUGGGGCAUAAACUGUUUUUAUUUAAAAUAUUUCUUAUAAAGCAAGUUUUCUUUUAGGUUUGUUACCCAAAGAUAUGUGUUGAUUUAUACAGAGGGUGAAAGCUAUAGGGGUCUUGAUACUUUUUGGCUUGUAAAUCCAUGGGAAGAGACAAUGUAUGGAAAACGCUUAACUCACUGUCAGCUGCAGAGCUGUCCGUGAUGCUUAUAGGUUAUAGUAAAGUGAGCAUUACAGUCUCUCUAAAUAAAAUUAUACGGUGAUCAUGCAAUACAGACUUAUCACAUUUAAUGGACGACAAAGCAUGAUUUCUGCUAGUACUAGUGACAACUGCUUCCUCCCCUCGACUGGUCACGAUGGUAGAGGCCAGGGAUGACAUUGCCUACCAAGGUAGCAUAAACUCAAUUAGUUGUCUGAGAUCAAUCACCUGGAUCGUGCUUUCCAUUACCACAAAUGAUUGAAAGCUGACUUGUUGGAUGUUUGACUUUGCCUAAGCAUUUUUGAAGAUUGAAAAGCAUGUGAAGCCAAUGGCUAAUUUACUAAUUAAGGUGGAGCAAGCAUUCAGAAUGAAAUGUAACCAAAGAAUUUUCUGCAAGUUGCUAAAAAAUAUGAGGAUUAGGGGAAAUGUGUAUCAUGAUCAAUGAGUUUGGGAAUUGCUGAAUUAAAUAUCUCUA